This is a messenger RNA of Scaptodrosophila lebanonensis, 418 nucleotides long. RefSeq lists its product as uncharacterized. NCBI's taxonomy places the organism in Eukaryota, Metazoa, Arthropoda, Insecta, Diptera, Drosophilidae. The record is from RefSeq and is a predicted model, not a curated record. The transcript is spliced from 3 exons. Bases 77 to 418 code for a protein of 113 amino acids.
CAAUUUACACUUUUUUUUUUUUUUGUUACAUACAUAUUUAUGCCGUUUUGUGCUAGCGUAUCGCUUGUGUUUCUCAAUGUUCUCCGCGGCCAAUGGCAAAAUAAAGUUGCCGCCACAGGAAACGGCCGCCUCGUCCGCCCUCCGGUGUCUGUUGCAUGGUGGACCCUUUCGGGAUUUACAUUUCUCCGUUUCCGAUAAUCGGCUAAUACCCGUCCAUGAUGUUGUCUUCCUGGACGACGACAUCGAUCGCAAUGUCAAGCCGCUCAUUUAUCGUCCUGUUCACGCGGAGAGUGCCGACUGGGCAGCGAAGUCGACGUUACCAGCUGUUGUGGUUGCCGCCAGCCACUCAGCCACUGAAGACGAUUAUCGUCGUGGUAUCAACUUUCCAGCUCAGAAUCUGCAACUACUCAUAGAAUGA